AGAGGGCGGGCUCCGGGCGCCGUCCGACGCGCUCUUCUCACACUUUCUGCUCCCCUCGCGGCCCACGGCCCCGGGGGCAGGCGGCAGCCUCCCGCCUGAGAAGUCACCUGCCCGAGUUCGGAGGGACGCGCGCUUGCCGCCGGGCUCACAGCGGAAGAGGCGGAGCCACGGAGAGGCCGGGGGCGAUUGAACCUGGGCCUCGUACCUGGGGAAGCCGAGCCCUCUGGCCUCGCGCUGGGCAGAAGCAGCGGCAGGAGACCGGCGGCCUAGGACCGGCCUCUUAGGCCCCCGCGCGGCCACCGCCCGCCUCGGCGCUUCCCGCGCACCCCGACGCCGGCCCCGCCCUCGUCUCCACGGUGACGCGGCGCACGUGAGGGACGCCCGGCCGGGAACCCUGGAGCUCGCGCGGCCUCAGGCAGGAGGCAGUCGUGCUUUCCCCUGGCCGCCGGUGGUGGGCCUGGCAAAGCGAGUCCGCUCCGAAGUGCGGACUUACAGGCCCUGUCGGGACAGCCCUACAGUGGGGUCUUUUCCUCCAGUGCAGCGGAAGGCGCGGACCGAGCCCCUCUGACUCUUGGUUCUCUCGGUGAAUGCCUGGGAGAAAGGACCGACUCCCGUGGAGUAGGGCACGCGCUUGCGCGGACCAGGAGAGUCACGGGGAGGGGAGUCAGAAACUGCACUUGAGUGAGAGCUGGGAUGGGCUGUCUAGAGCCCACCAAUUAGGACUAUCCCAGGCUGAUCUCUUAUAAUGCUUCCUAAAGUAAUUAAUAAGCACUGUUUGUAAUGUGAAUUUUACGCUUUUCUUUAAUUUGUGGUCACCCUAAUAAUCUUGGGGAAGGGGAAAGUAGGUCGAACAUUUUGGUAUGCUUUUCUCAAGGGCUGUAUAAAACAUUUGAAUGGAUGUGAGAUUUCUGGUGGAGAGAGCAAAAGCUAGCGUUAUGCAUCAAAACGCUUGAAUCAUUUUAUGUCAAAAAACAUAAAUGAGGAAAAAUAACUGCUGUUGGAUGUCAGGAUUAGCAUCAGUAAUUUGUAUUUUUUGUUCUGUUUGCUACAUAUAUUAAUUUUUGUAAUCUUUUUUUAAAUGUUUAAAAGGAGACAUUCUACUUUAAUGAAUUGACCAGGACUCUUACCUGAAGUUAUGUAGCCAAAUAGUUAAAAAAAAAUUUGCCAACAUGUUCUGAGGAAGCUCAGGCCACAUGGAGAGGCCAUGCAUGAGUGUUCCAGCCAACAGACCCAGUGGUCCCAGCUGACAACCAGCAUCAACUGCCAAACAUGUGAGGAGAAGACAAUUUAUAAGAAAUACUUUAUUCAGUAUUACGGAAAAAAAGAAAAACGUUUUCAAAAUUGCUUCCUCUGUUACCAAGACUCAUGACAGACACAGACUUCAAAGAGAAGGGAGCUUGGUGAUCACUCAAUGUCCAACCUCCUCAUUUCACAACUGAAAAAGUGAGAAACGAAGAGAAAAAUUACGUUUCCCUCCAAGUCUCUGAAUCAUCUCACGUAUCAACUCUGUGCGGGUCGCACAGGAAAGAAAGAGGGGUUCGUGAUAUUCCUGCAGACCAAGCUCAGAUGUGACCUCCUCUGUCAAAUCUUUCUUGACCCCUCCUUCCCAGUAAGGCCGUUCCUUGCACUACACUCAGAGCAUGGAGGUUAUAUUUACAUUUCUGUGCCCCUUGUCAGCCUGAGUCUCGGCAGCAAGUGCUGAGCGCCUGACGUUCACCAACUCGUUUUCCCCCAACCACACUUACACUUCCUCUUCCCACGCAAGCUGUGAAAGGAUUCAGUAUGAGAGGGAAGAAACAUGUCAAAGAAUUUGUCAGCCACCCUUAUUUUAUCAAAAGCAAUCGUGGCAAAUUGGUAGCAACGCGUAAUCUCCCUUCAUCCUCGUAGAAACGGGAAGUGAAGUACAGAGAAGGCAGAGCUUUGCCCAAAUCGCAUCACUAGCAAGAAACGUAACUGAAGUUCGAGCCCGAGACUGGAAGGCUCCAAAACCCCCAGAUUGUCCUAUACUCAGAUUGCUACUGCCGAAGACCCGGGGUUCUCCACCCUUGUGAGCCGUGCAAACGCAACGACCGCCGGGCGAGCCCCGCUCACAGGUCGCGUCAGGUCGCGUCAGGCCGCCGACUCGGGUCGAACUCCCCUCCGCGGCUUUCCAGGGAGAGUCAACCAGCCAGGGUAUCAGGUCUCCGGCCCAGACGCCGCUCGCCCCGCCCCUGCCGCGCGCGUGGGAACGCUGCGCCCUCCCCGGGGCUGCCCGCGGCGACCGCCUGUGCGCAGAGGGCCAGACUUCCGCCGUCCUCGCCGUCGCCCUCUCCCUGCCGCCGCCGCCACUUCCCUGCCACCGCCUCCCCGCCUCCGGAACCGCGGAGAGACCGGCAUGCGAGGAGCAGGCUACGGUGUUUCUCUUUUCCGCCCGGCACAACUGCGGCCACCUCACAUCCGGGCGCGCGGCGGCGGCGCUGGGGCGCGGGUGCAAAGUAUUGUAGACCGAGAAGCCAUGGAUAGGAGAAGUGUGGGUGAAACAGAAAAUGGAGAUGCUUUCCUUGACCUGAAGAAGCUGCCAGCCUCUAAAUCCCAUCAUCGCUAUACAAAGGAAGAGCUCUUGAAUAUAAAAGAACGCCCCCAUUCCAAACAGAGGCCAUCAUGCCUCUCCGAAAAAUAUGACAGCGAUGGCGUCUGGGACCCUGAGAAGUGGCAUGCCUCUCUCUACCCAGCUUCAGAACGGAGCUCUCCAGUGGAAAGUCUAAAGAAAGAGUUGGAUACAGACCGGCCUUCCCUGGUGCGCAGGAUAGUAGAUCCACGAGAGCGUGUAAAAGAAGAUGACUUAGAUGUUAUUCUCAGCCCACAGAGACGAAGUUUUGGAGGGGGCUGCCAUGUGACAGCUGCAGUUAGCUCCCGGCGCUCAGGAAGCCCCUUGGAGAAAGACAGUGAAGGGCUUCGUCUGCUUGGUGGACGCAGAAUUGGCAGUGGGAGAAUAAUCUCUGCCCGGACCUUUGAAAAGGAUCACCGUCUCAGUGAUAAGGACCUGCGGGACUUGAGAGACAGAGACCGCGAGAGGGACUACAAGGACAAGCGUUUCAGGAGGGAAUUUGGGGAUAGUAAACGUGUCUUUGGUGAGCGUAGAAGAAACGAUUCCUACACGGAAGAAGAACCAGAAUGGUUCUCAGCUGGACCCACAAGUCAGUCAGAAACCAUUGAGCUGACCGGCUUUGAUGAUAAGAUCCUAGAAGAAGAUCACAAAGGGAGAAAACGAACAAGGCGACGGACAGCCUCUGUGAAGGAAGGCAUAGUCGAGUGCAAUGGAGGAGUGGCCGAAGAGGAUGAGGUGGAGGUCAUCCUGGCACAGGAGCCUGCUGCUGAUCAGGAAGUGCCAAGGGACACUGUUGUGCCUGAGCAGUCCCCAGGAGAAUUUGACUUUAAUGAGUUCUUUAACCUUGAUAAGGUGCCAUGCUUGGCUUCGAUGAUAGAAGAUGUUUUGGGAGAAGGGUCAGUCUCUGCCAGUCGGUUCAGUAGGUGGUUCUCUAACCCGAGCCGAUCAGGAAGCCGGUCCAGCAGUCUUGGGUCAACACCACAUGAAGAACUGGAGAGACUUGCAGGUCUGGAGCAAGCCAUCCUCUCUCCUGGACAGAACUCAGGAAAUUAUUUUGCUCCUAUACCAUUGGAAGACCAUGCUGAAAAUAAAGUGGAUAUUUUAGAAAUGCUACAGAAAGCCAAAGUGGACUUAAAACCUCUUCUCUCCAGCCUUUCUGCAAAUAAAGAAAAACUUAAAGAAAGCUCGCAUUCAGGAGUUGUGCUUUCAGUGGAAGAGGUGGAAGCAGGGCUCAAGGGCUUGAAGGUGGACCAACAAGUGAAGAAUUCAACUCCUUUCAUGGCAGAACACUUAGAGGAGACCUUGAGUGCUGUAACCAGCAAUCGGCAGCUCAAAAAGGAUGGAGAUAUGACUGCAUUCAACAAGCUAGUGAGCACUAUGAAGGCAAGUGGGACUUUGCCUUCACAGCCCAAAGUCAGCCGAAACCUUGAAAGCCAUUUGAUGCCCCCCGCUGAGAUCCCAGGCCAGCCUGUCCCUAAGAACAUCCUGCAGGAACUUCUGGGUCCACCAGUCCAAAGACCUGCUUCUUCCAGUCUUCUGAGUGGCCUUGUGGGGGGCUUGGAGCCUACAGCAUCUUUACUGGGCCAAAGAGCACCUUCUCCUCCCUUGUCACAGGUGUUUCAAACGCGAGCAGCCUCGGCAGACUACCUUCGCCCCAGAAUACCAUCACCACUUGGUUUCACCCCAGGGCCGCAGCCCCUGCUUGGAGAUCCCUUCCAAGGCAUGCGCAAGCCCUUGAGCCCUGUUGCAGCCCAGCAGAUGAGCCAGCUAGAGUUGCAACAGGCAGCUUUGGAGGGGCUUGCCUUGCCGCAUGACCUUACAGUGCAGGCAGCACACUUCUACCAGCCUGGUUUCGGCAAACCACAGGUGGACAGAACCAGAGAUGGAUUCAGAAACAGGCAACAACGAGUGACCAAAUCGCCAGCACCUGUGCACCGAGGGAAUGCCUCUUCCCCUGCCCCCGCUGCCUCCAUCACAAGCAUGCUUUCUCCUUCCUUCACCCCUACCUCAGUGAUUCGUAAGAUGUACGAGAGCAAAGAGAAAAGCAAGGAAGAGCCAGCAUCUGGAAAAGUGACUCUUAGUGACAGCAAAGACGACACUCAGAAGGCCAGUGAAGAUGACCUCCUGUCAUCCAACUCUGUGCCCAACGCUGAUAGAGACUCUUCUCCCACUACAAAUCCCAAACCGUCAACACUGCAGCGGUCUUCGUGUUCCACCCCACUGUCCCAGACCAACCGUUACACCAAAGAACAAGAUUAUCGACCUAAAGCAACUGGGGGAAAAACCCCCACCUUGGCUUCCCCAGUUCCAGGAACACCUUUUCUCCGCCCUGUCCACCAAGUUCCCCUCGUCCCUCAUGUACCAAUUGUUCGGCCUGCUCACCAGCUUCACCCAGGCUUGGUCCAAAGGAUGCUGGCCCAGGGAGUACAUCCACAGCAUCUUCCAAGUUUGCUCCAAGCUGGUGUACUUCCUCCAGGGAUGGACCUGACUCAUUUACAGGGAAUAUCGGGCCCAAUCCUGGGUCAACCCUUUUACCCUUUACCUGCCGCUAGCCACCCUCUCCUAAACCCUCGUCCCGGGACACCUCUGCAUCUGGCAGUGAUGCAACAGCAGCUACAGCGCUCAGUUCUGCAUCCUCCAGGCUCUGGUUCCCAGGCAGCAGCUGUCAGCAUUCAGACGACCCCCCAGAAUGUACCCAGCCGGUCAGGCCUGCCCCAUAUGCACUCUCAGCUGGAGCACCGCACCAGCCAGAGGAGCAGCUCCCCCGUGGGCCUUGCCAAAUGGUUUGGCUCGGAUGUGCUGCAGCAGCCCCUGCCCUCCAUGCCCGCCAAAGUCAUCAGUGUAGAUGAACUGGAAUACCGACAGUGAGCAGGGCAGGCAUGCUCUCCUAAACCUGGACCUAUGGUGACACUCAAGUCAGAACUCACUCUGCUUCAUCAUCCCGGGUGGUUUACAGGCUGUUGCUUUGGAGCACUCUGUGAGAAGCUGUUUGGGGGCCUUUAGAAUGCCCAUGCACCUGCUGUGGUCUGCAUUAUGAUGGAAGGAUCUCUUAACCAAUCGUGUGGAAUCUACGUGGUCUGAAUGCAGGAUGCACAUUAUUGAUAACCCUGGAAACAGUCUUUCUUUUUUGUAAGAUAUGUGAAUGAAGUGUCGGUGUCUUCACCUAGAGGUGGCACCUAAGGGUUCUUCUGAAGAAAUAAAUGUAUAGACCCUUAUGUACAGACCUGUGUAUAAACACCUUUUGUAUAUACAUAUAGGAUAGCUUUUUUGAACUUAUACAGCUGUACAUAAAAGUAGCUGGUAUUAGUUAAGCCUGUGUCAAGUUUGGAUUUUUUUCACUUGUACAUUUGGGACAUUUUUUUUUUCUUUUGGUUGAUUAAAGUUGCAUAUGCUAAGUGUGUGAAUGAA
Messenger RNA from Choloepus didactylus (southern two-toed sloth), 5995 nucleotides. It is a transcript of the gene EIF4ENIF1, whose product is annotated as eukaryotic translation initiation factor 4E nuclear import factor 1. Gene Ontology annotation, biological process: negative regulation of translation. Bases 2375 to 5455 code for a protein of 1026 amino acids. Gene Ontology annotation, cellular component: nucleus; cytoplasm. The transcript has 21 exons. NCBI's taxonomy places the organism in Eukaryota, Metazoa, Chordata, Mammalia, Pilosa, Megalonychidae. Gene Ontology annotation, molecular function: mRNA binding. The record is from RefSeq and is a predicted model, not a curated record.